AUGUUGCAGAUACUCCUGGGCGUUAUCAUUUUGCUGCCCUGCAGCCAGGCCUUCCCGACUCCCGUAGAUAAAUCACUCCUCAAGGACAAUUUGGAUGAGGACAAAUAUAAGAAUUACCUUGACAAGUUCUUCCCACACCUUAACAAAACAGUCAGUCCUACACUGCAAGAACGAAUCAAGGAAAUGCAGAAAUUCUUCCAUUUGACCAUAACUGGGAAGAUGGAUACUGAAACAAGAAAGUUAAUGAAGCAGCCUCGGUGUGGAGUCCCCGAUGUGGCAGAAUUCCGAUCAGGCCCACGAGUAUGGAACAGGAAAGCGCUGACUUACAGGAUUAAUAAUUAUACUCCAGACCUGCCUAGACAUAGCGUGGAUCAAAUCAUACAAAGGGCAUUCAAUGUAUGGAGUGAAGUGACCCCGUUGACGUUCCACAGAGUUUAUGGACCUGCCGAUAUUGAAAUUUUGUUUGCAUAUGGCGCCCAUGGUGAUGGUAAUCCUUUUGAUGGAAGAGGAGGAGUUUUGGCCCAUGCUUAUUUUCCUGGAAGGGACAUAGGAGGAGAUGCCCACUUUGACGAGAGUGAGAAAUGGUCAGAACGCAACAGAGAAAUCAGCCUCUUCCUUGUUGCUGCACAUGAAUUUGGUCAUUCCUUAGGGCUGACACAUUCAAGAGUCCGUGGUGCCUUGAUGUUCUCUACCUAUUCGUAUAUGAACCCAAACACCUUCCGUCUACAUGACGAUGAUAGGAAAAGGAUUCAGCGCUUAUACGCAAUAUCUUUUUUUCUUCUUCAUCAGGAAGAAGACAAUGAAACCCUUGAAGAGCUCCGUUACUCAUCUCAUGAAAUGAAGGCUUGUUCGAGGCUUGCGAUGGUUGCUUCCCAAGGGAUAAUGGUGGGUCAAGGCUGA
Molecule: messenger RNA, 900 nt
Organism: Euleptes europaea (tarantolino)
Lineage: Eukaryota; Metazoa; Chordata; Lepidosauria; Squamata; Sphaerodactylidae
Product: matrilysin-like
Exons: 6
Coding region: 1-900 (299 amino acids)
Biological process (GO): collagen catabolic process; extracellular matrix organization; proteolysis
Cellular component (GO): extracellular matrix
Molecular function (GO): zinc ion binding; metalloendopeptidase activity
Source: RefSeq, a predicted model, not a curated record